Molecule: messenger RNA, 1242 nt
Organism: Amaranthus tricolor (Joseph's coat)
Lineage: Eukaryota; Viridiplantae; Streptophyta; Magnoliopsida; Caryophyllales; Amaranthaceae
Product: receptor-like protein kinase 5
Exons: 6
Coding region: 1-1242 (413 amino acids)
Biological process (GO): protein phosphorylation
Molecular function (GO): ATP binding; protein kinase activity
Source: RefSeq, a predicted model, not a curated record
AUGAUCGGUUAUGGAGGAUCCGGUCAAGUUUACCAAAUACCCGUUAAUGAAAUGGGUGAUAUGGUCGCGGUUAAGAAGAUUUGGAACACAAAAAAGAUAAGUAGCAAUUUGGAGAAACAGUUCAAUGCUGAGGUACAAACUCUAAGUACUAUAAGGCAUGUCAAUAUAGUGAACUUACUAUGCUGUAUUUCGAGUGAAAACUCGAGAUUACUAGUUUACGAGUAUAUGGAAAAUCGAAGCUUGGAUAGAUGGAUCCAUACAAGUAAACACGGGCUUUCAUCAGUGGAUUAUCCUGUGUUGGAUUGGCCUAGUAGAAAGAAAAUAGCAAUGGAUGCUGCUCAAGGAUUAUGUUACUUGCACAAUGAUUGUACACCUCCUAUAAUACAUAGGGAUGUGAAAUCUAGUAACAUUUUGUUGGAUUCUAUGUUUAAUGCUAAGAUUGCUGAUUUUAGGUUAGCUAAGAUUUUGACUAAGCUAGGUGGACAGCCUAAUACUACUAGCUGUCUUGUUGGAUCUUUUGGUUACAUUGCUCCAGGCCUUGAAUAUUUCACUUUAUAUGAGGGGUGGUUGAGAUUCAAACCUCUAACCUCUUAUUACGUUGACUCUGAUACCAUAUCAAAGAACCAACUUAACCAAAAGCUUAGGCUAAUAUUUCAGGUGAAUGAGAAGACUAAGAUUUACAACUUUGGAGUAAUUAUGUUGGAGUUAGUGACAGGGAAAGAGCCUCAUAAAGGAGAUGAAUACUCAAGUCUUGCAGAGUGGUCAUUCAAACAUUAUAAUGAUGGGCAAUUAAUUCAGGAUUCUUUUGACAAGGAAAUACUUAAGCGUUGCUUUUUGGAUGAUAUAAUCUAUAUGUUCCAACUUGGGUUAAUGUGCACUAGUAUAGAACCACAUCAUAGGCCAUCAAUGAAGGAUGUUUUGAGGUUGCUUGAAAAAAUGAACAAUUUAGAAGAUUCUAGAAGUGAUAAAGAAAGGAAAGAUCAUGAUUAUUCCCCUCGUCUUGGAGGCAAAAAUAGAAAUUCUAUUUCAUGCAAGGAUGAUAAUCAUUAUUGGGAGAGCAUGCUUGGCGCCACAGGGAUGACAUGUUCUAUAUAUAAAUGCGCUGGUAAAGAUGGUCGUCGUAGUUCUAAUGCUCAUGGUAUUCAGUUGGCACAGAGGUUGGUGAAAACUGAAAAGUUAAGAAAAGACAAGAAAGGUACAAUGGUUGAAUUAGUAGAUCCAUUAGCCCUUCUACAAACAUGA